Molecule: messenger RNA, 5723 nt
Organism: Etheostoma spectabile (orangethroat darter)
Lineage: Eukaryota; Metazoa; Chordata; Actinopteri; Perciformes; Percidae
Gene: ppp1r26
Product: protein phosphatase 1, regulatory subunit 26
Exons: 2
Coding region: 367-3624 (1085 amino acids)
Biological process (GO): negative regulation of phosphatase activity
Molecular function (GO): protein phosphatase inhibitor activity
Source: RefSeq, a predicted model, not a curated record
UAUGUAAUAGACAUCUCUGGGUUCUGUAAUGUAAUAAUGUAGAAUAUAAACGUAAGUCUAUAUAUUUUCCGGGGAAGUGCCGAUGCCAUAUUUGAAAGGGUCCAUGCUUGGCUGGACUCAGGAAGCUUGUCCGCCCGGCAGUUGGUGCGGAGGGGAACUCGACGGCGAGAGCUUCAGGCGGUUAGUGAGCUGGCGACGGACACCGAAGUAUCUCAACGACGGCUUUCCUAACAUCUUAAAUCAACGCAGCAAGGAACACACUUUUACUGUAGCGGUCAUUUUGUGACAUGCCAAGAUUGAGCAAUGGGAUUGUGAUCGGAGGCAGCUGCACUCCAAUGGUCGAGGGCCUCACGUCACUUCACUAGAAUGUACUUGAUGAAUGUACCUCCUGUCGCAGUGACGCAAACAGAAUGGAGAACAUGUGGCCCACCUGGAGGCUAUAGCCUUCCAAUUUGCUUCAAUGACUCGGACACUGAGUUGUCCACCAGAGGCACACCUAUCUCAGAUAAGGUCCAGAUGAUCAUAGAGAGUCUUAGGAGCACCCAAUCCUCACUCGAGAUGGGCGACGAGAUCGAGGGAAAUGUGCCAGCAGGACAGGAAGGUCAUCCCCAAGUCCGCAAAGUUGCUGUGGGUUCUUAUGUUGGAGCCAAGUCCAAUACUAAAGGUGCCACUGAAAACCAACAGGCAUAUGUUUCUUCCCCAAACAACCACAGGAGCAGUGACUCAGACAGCGAUGAUUCUGUGGACAGAGGAAUUGAGGAGGCAAUACUGGAAUACCUGAAGGAAAAGGAUGAUCACAAACGCAAGGCAGAACCAUGCUUCACCACCUUUCUGCAAUCAUCCAAAAUUGCCAGGAAAAGCCCACCUGCCCCUGAGGAGGUUUCCAAACAGAACACUGACAGCAAUGCAUUUUUGAUUGCCAGUAGUGAGUUUUCAAAAAGUGUGAAUGCUGAGACUCCCUCACCACCAGCUGUUUUACCUAUACAAAAGUAUAACAAAAGCAUCCCUAAAUCCCUAAAUGAUGACACGGUUAAGACAUUUGAUAAAAGUACAUCAACUAAAAGUUUAGUUUUGUCCAGAGGGCAGACAAAGAGCCCCUCUAAAACAAUCAGCCUCUUCAACCAAGUAAAGUCCCCGAUCACAGUUAAGGUGGAGGAAGACUCAAAUGAUUCCAGUAGUGAUGACGGCAUUGAGGAGGCCAUUCAAAGAUUCCAAUUAGAGAAAAAGGAGCAGCAGAACAAAAAGGAAAUAUUCAAUCCACCUGCACUCAAAGAGGAGUCCGACUCCACUAGCGAUGAUGGUGUUGAAGAAGCUAUCCGCAGCUACCAGCUUGAGCAACUGAAGGAGAAGAGCGUCCUGAAGCCAUUAUUACACAAGCAAAAUCCCAUUGCUAAGUCGUUAAUACAUGCUGUUGGAAGUACAAGCACGGAAAACAUGAAGAAACACAGACUGAGAAAGAAAAAGACCAGAGCAGAGAAAGAACUGAAAUGUGUUCAACCUCCUGCUUCGUCUGUUCUCAUACCCAAGAAUACACUUUCAGAGAGCUUGAAGGGUAAAGGAAAUGGUUUGCUUAUGUUUAAAGUAGAGGGGUUUAAAGAGCAACCUACUCCUGCUCUUCCAAAGGCUAAUACAACCGCAGAGCUCAUGUGUGCUGAGGCAAUACUGGACAUUUCAAAAACUGUUAUGCCAGGGGCCUUUCAUCAUAGUGUUGGCCUUAGCAGUUGUACCCCCACUGAAUCUUCCUUGCAAUCCUCACCUCCAGACAACUGCCCAGAUGAAGAAAGUGAUGGCAGCUCCAUUGACAGUGAAGAAGGGAUAGAGCAAGAAAUCAGGAAAUUUCUUGAGCAAAAGGCCCAAAUGCACAAACAGCCACCCACUGCUACGAGUCAAGAGCCUCAAAGUAUAAAUGAACCAGGGAAAGCAAAGGAAGUUGCAACCCAAAAGAAACCUCAAAAAUUGUCUUUGACACAGAGAAGAAAACAAAAGGAGGAAAACUGUAGCAUUUCUAACAUGUCAAGGCCAGAUAACAAUGUUAAAGACACAGCCCCUAAACCUUUACCUGAGCAUCAAAAAGAACCCUACCCAUUGGUACGUUCCCAGAUAAGUCAAACACACCCUAUAGCUGGAUUAUGCAAGACAGAGCAAAGUGAAGACAAAAGCAGCUCACUUGACAGUGAUGAGGACCUAGAUACCGCCAUAAAAGAUCUGCUCAAGACAAAAAAGAAGUCAAAGAAAAAAACAAGAGACUUAAAGCGGAAAUCAAGGAUGAGCCUCAAAGAUGAAGAAACACUGCUGGGAAUUGCUUUAAAGACCAAGAAGUUGAAACCGGAUCCUUUUUCCAAGCGCAAUCCUUUGAAAAAAGUAGAAAAGAGUAAGGAUGACAUAAAAGACAAGUCUGGAUCAAGUAAAAAGGGUGUUUCACAACAUAAACAAACUAAUAAGAGUAAAGAGCUUGACAUGCAUGAAGGUGAAACAGCAGCCGGGGGUAAAGACCCCCCUUUGCCGCACAAUACCCAGACUGCUCUUGAGAUAAAGGAAGACAGCAGUUCAGUAGACAGCGAUGAUAGCAUUGAGCAGGAGAUCAGAAGGUUUCUGGCUGAAAAGGCCAAAGUUUCCACUGCAGAGGAAAGUAAAGAUGGCGAUGCAUUGAGGAACGGUACUGUGGUGGCUUGUACCCCACUUCAAGUUGAAGACAUCAAACAGGAAAAUCAGCUGGCUGAAGUUCCAAAAACAAGUGUCAGUCCUCUCUUUGGACAAUCUCCUUUGAGUCGUCAGCCUUUUCCAUUACCACAGAGUUUGCCGCCAGACAUUUCUACCGUUGGUGCACAAUCGCAUCUGUCUUCAGUCCAGUCCAGGAGCCCCAGUCUUCUGGAGCCGGCAGACGGGGCCGGGGCUGCUAGAACCGAGCAAAGGAGGCCUAGCAUUGGUAGGAGUGUCGUCCAGGAUGCGAUCCCUCAGACGGAGAGAGUUUGGCCCGUUUUGAGUCCUAAAAUUGCGCUUUCUCGCUCUGAGUCGAUGAAGUGGCGCCAGAGCUUUGGACUCCCCCCGACUGACACUAGGACUUUCAGUCAAACUCCAUUCCAAAUCACCUCAUCUAAAGUCAGCGAGACGGCAUCAGCAACUCCACCAUAUCAAAGCGGGGGGCCCAAAUCACAGACUCCAGUCACUGUUUGGUCCUCUGCAAGGACCAGCAGAGGAUCUUUUACCUGCUCUACAGAGACAAAUGUAAAUAUCACGUCCAGAUCCCCUGUUUUGAAUAUUAUGUCUACUGCCAGGAUGAAUCCAAGGAUGUCCUUUGCACGGAGCCUUGUGCCCGGCCACAGGUCUCAGUGCCCUAUGAAAGGAGAGACAGAGAGCAUGGUGCAUAUGUCUAAAGACAAGAGUGUGUUUAUCGAACUGGAAUCUAAUAGGACCAACCAUGUCCAGGUUCGAAGCAGGGAAAGGAGUAAGGGAAGAGAGAGCGCAGACUUGCUAAGUGAGAAAAAAAGAGAAGGCGAGAGCAUGACAAUAGAGGAUAAAGAAGUGCAUCUUGAAAGAAAAGAGGAAGAAUUUAUAGAUGAGGCAGAUUGUCAGUCAGGCAGCAGGAGAAAUCCAGAGAAGACACAGGGCUUCUCCACAUUGUAAGUAUUUUCUUUGGCCUUUAUGUCCCAUAGCACCAUAAAUUAAUUUCUUUUCUUAAUUUCUGGCCCUGCUGGUAAUUAGAAUGCUAAACAAGCUGAUUCAUUUAUAGGCUCGAAGGGAAUGUUUGAUACGAUACAACAGGCAUUUUAUUUUCUAAUGUGUUUGUACAUUUAUACUGCUAUGUAACAAUGGCACCAUCAUAAGAUCUUUUUUGUGCUCUGAGGUUCAUUCAUAUCGUCAAACCUUUGAAAAGCAAUACAGGGACAUGUUGGUGCAAGAGGCAGACAGCAUGAGUUGUACCACCAUCAAAAUGCAGAAUACUUUCUUGCAGAAAAUAACAUCAUCCUAAAUAUCUUUCAUAUUUCAUGUAAAAAGAAGUGACCAAGAAAAAUAACCUCAAUGUGACAAAAUAAAGAUUUAAGGUUAAGACAAAGUGCUUAAGAUUUGGAUGUAUCUUUUCAAAGUACAGGAGCAACAACACAAUGUUAAUCAGAAAAAUACAUGUUGAUAUUAUUUAAUCUUACAGAAUAUACCUGUGAUAUGUGGGUUUACUUUAAGAAGUCCUUUUAUGUGCAAAAGUUAAACAUUAUUGUUGAUGUAAUACAUUUCCAUUACUUCCUUCAUUAGGUAUCUUAAUAAAAGCCAUAAGACAAAACAUAGGCUGUCUUUUAGGAUUAGAUCCAUUAUACUGUACACCAAAACGUGGUGUACAGGAAAUCAAAAUGACACAUUUUACACAGGUUGUACCAUUACUUAAAUGGUUAGACUGAAACAGAAAAGCGACUUGUGCAUGUAAAACACUAUUAGACCUGAAAUAAUUGAUCCGUUGCCAGAAAAUUAAUCAACAACUAACUUGAUAAUCAAAUAGUUUUAGGCAUCUUUCAAGUAAAAAUGCCAAACUGUUUCCAGCUUUCCAAAAAUGAGUAUUUGCUGCUUUGCUUUGUCUUAUAUGAUAGUAAUUUGAAUUUAUUUGGGUGUUGGACUGUUGGCGAAGAUGAAUCCCUUGAUCCAAGAAAUAAGUACUCAAUAAUGAAAAUUAGCCUUCGUAGCAGCCUAGCGUUUUAUGUUAGGAAAUUGGGAAAAUGUCAUUUAGAGCUGAGCAGUAUGGCUAAGAUAAAAAUGUAUAAAAUGCAUUUUCAUUUAUCAAAAGAUAUGCUAAUUCUCCUAAAUGCUUAUUUUUUUUUAGAUUUAUUAUAAAAAAAGACCAGACAGAUUUCAACUUAUCUAGCAUGAUACAGUUCAUCAUGACUUUAUCUGGCCAAAUGCUACCCUGCCAACCAUGUACUGUAUUUAUCAUUGUGUGUCGACAGGCCACUCACUACUCUCUCCUCCCCACGUAGUACCUUCCUACUCAGGUCCAGCAAACAGGAGCCACUCUGUCGUUGUCUCUACUACACCCCUCACCUUAUCCCUCCCUAUCUUACAUCUUUAUGUAUUUACCUAACACUGCUUAAUCUCUUAAUCUGGGUUCUUCUGAUUUCAAAAAAUGACCUUCUCACCUCAUCCACAGAUUGAGGAUAGCCUUUCUAACUUUUGCACAUAAAGAGUAAUGCCAGGGUGCACUUUUUCAAAACGCAUUUUAUCUAGACCCUUAAUAGUCACCGUUUUUGAGCAAAACACCAUUUGGUAUUGGAACAAUGCUUUAUCAACUACUAUGGCGAUAUACUACAUCUUGAUUACAACAUAUGUUUUUCAGACACAGGGUCUUAGCCCAUUGUAUAGUUUAAACCCAUUGAUGGAAAUCUAAAGCUCACUUGUUGAUGCAAGCCACUCUAACAGUCUUGGACCUAUUACCUCUAUGACUAAAGUGUUGUUCCAGAUUCCACAGAAGCUACUUAUAGAAUAUUCCUCUCUGUCUCGCUAAACUUGAUAUUUAGUGUGUUCAUUUCUUUGUAAUGUUGACGUUUUCUUGAAUUUCCUAUGUCAAAGAAAAGGCUAUUUAUUUUCGUUUAUCAAAAAAGAGUUACUGAACAUGCUGUGCAUUGCCAGGUUUUGUAAAUAUUUUGUAAGAAGUGUUCCUUUUUUUCCUUUUUUUCUCUUUCAGGAAAAACAAACUUUUGCUGUGUCUUUUUAAGUGCAUCAGUGUAAUAAAGAUGGAAAUC